GCCAGCCAGCUGGACUGAGGGAGGAGGCUGGACCACGAGCGGGAAAGGGUCGGGGAUACAAAGGAGCCUGCGAUGCCAAGAAAACCCAAGGUUUGGGGUAGGGACACUGUCGCCAGGAUUUCCUAGGGAGCCUCUGGGGACCCGGACCGCUGCCCCACAGGGAAUGUGGGGCAUCCAGUCCCUGCCUAUGUCUAUCACUCCAUCUGCCACCCCGUCUGCCCCUUGGAUCCCCCCGCCCUGCCCUCUAGCGUUGUCGUGCCAGCAGGACCCGGGCCCUCCCCGCUGCCCCGCCGAGUCCCCAGGCCUUGUCGGUGCUGACGAUGAUGAGCAACGUGGCCCCGUACGAGCAGCUGGUGAGGCAGGUGGAGGCCUUGCAGGCCGAGAACAGUCACCUCAGGCAGGAGCUGGAGGAUAAUUCGAGUCACCUGUCCAAACUGGAGACCGAGACGUCCGGCAUGAAGGAGGUGCUGAGACACUUGCAGGGUAAGCUGGAGCAGGAGGCCCGCGUGCUACUGUCAUCUGGGCAGACGGAGGUGCUGGAGCAGCUGAAAGCCCUACAGAUGGAUAUCACCAGCCUGUACAACCUCAAGUUCCAGCCCCCGGCCCUGGGCCCCGAGCCCUCUGCUCGGACCCCAGAGGAAAGUCCGGUGCACGGCUCUGUGCCAUCCAAAGACAGUUUUGGGGAGCUGAGUCGGGCCACCAUCCGGCUGCUGGAGGAAUUGGACCGUGAAAGGUGUUUCCUGCUCAACGAGAUCGAGAAGGAAGAGAAGGAGAAAUUGUGGUAUUACUCACAACUGCAGGGGCUGUCCAAGCGUCUGGACGAGCUCCCGCAUGUGGAGACGCAGUUCUCGAUGCAAAUGGACCUGAUUCGGCAGCAACUGGAGUUCGAAGCACAGCACAUCCGGUCGCUAAUGGAAGAACGCUUUGGCACCUCGGAUGAGAUGGUGCAGCGCGCACAGAUCCGAGCUUCACGCCUGGAGCAAAUUGACAAGGAGCUGCUGUCUGCGCAGGAUCGGGUCCAGCAGACGGAGCCGCAGGCUCUACUAGCCGUGAAGCCCAUGCAAGUGGAUGAGGAUCCGGAGCCUGAGGUCCCCACGCACCCCGAGGAUGGCGGCCCUCAGCCAGGCAACAGCAAGGUGUGGGGAGUACAGCGGGGGAAAAGCCGCUUGCCUUGCACGCAACAAUCUGGGUUCACCUCUGGUCCCCCUGAGUCCUACCAGGAAUGUUCCCUGUGUACAGAGCCGAAAGUGGAGGUGGUUUUCUGGUUGCUGUCCAUGCUGGCCACGCGGGACCAGGAGGACACAGCCCGCACGCUGCUCGCCAUGUCCAGCUCCCCUGAGAGCUGCGUGGCCAUGCGCCGCUCGGGGUGUUUGCCGCUGUUGCUGCAGAUCCUGCACGGCGCGGAGGCCGGCUCCGGGGGACGCCACGGGGGCCCCGGGGCGCCGGGUGCCAAGGACGCGCGCAUGCGCGCCAACGCCGCGCUGCACAAUAUCAUCUUCUCACAGCCAGACCAGGGCCUGGCGCGCAAGGAGAUGCGGGUCCUGCACGUGCUGGAGCAGAUUCGCGCCUACUGCGAGACCUGUUGGGAUUGGCUGCAGGCCCGGGAGGCGGGGCCCGAGGGUGGCGGCGGUGCGGGCGGAGGAGCCCCUGUCCCCAUGGAGCCGCAGAUCUGCCAGGCCACCUGCGCUGUGAUGAAGCUGUCGUUUGACGAAGAGUACCGGCGAGCCAUGAACGAGCUGGGUGGGCUCCAGGCUGUGGCAGAACUGCUUCAAGUGGACUAUGAAAUGCACAAGAUGACACGGGACCCCCUCAACCUGGCACUGCGUCGCUAUGCGGGCAUGACCCUCACCAACCUCACCUUUGGGGACGUGGCUAACAAGGCCACCCUGUGUGCGCGCCGGGGCUGCAUGGAGGCCAUCGUGGCCCAGCUGGCUUCCGAGAGCGAGGAGCUGCACCAGGUGGUGUCCAGCAUCCUGAGGAACCUGUCCUGGAGGGCGGACAUCAACAGCAAAAAGGUGCUGCGGGAAGUGGGCAGCAUGACGGCGCUGAUGGAAUGCGUGCUGAGGGCCUCCAAGGAGUCCACCCUGAAGAGCGUGCUCAGCGCGCUGUGGAACCUGUCGGCGCACAGCACGGAGAACAAGGCGGCCAUCUGCCAGGUGGACGGCGCGCUGGGCUUCCUGGUGAGCACGCUUAGCUACAAGUGCCAGAGCAACUCGCUGGCCAUCAUCGAGAGCGGCGGUGGCAUCCUGCGUAACGUAUCCAGCCUGGUGGCGACCCGCGAGGACUACAGGCAGAUACUCCGGGACCACAACUGCCUGCAGACGCUGCUGCAGCACCUCACGUCACACAGCCUGACCAUCGUGAGCAACGCCUGCGGCACGCUCUGGAACCUGUCGGCCCGCAGCGCGCGGGACCAGGAGCUGCUCUGGGACCUGGGCGCCGUGGGCAUGCUGAGAAACCUGGUCCACUCCAAGCACAAGAUGAUCGCCAUGGGCAGCGCCGCCGCCCUGCGCAACCUCCUGGCCCACCGGCCCGCCAAGUACCAGGGCGCCACCACGGCCAUGUCGCCCGGCGCCUGCGUGCCCAGCCUGGCCGUGCGCAAGCAGCGGGCGCUGGAAGCGGAGCUGGACGCCCGGCACCUGGCCCAGGCGCUCGACCACCUGGACAAGCAGGGCCGGCCCGAGGCCCAGGCCGAGGUGGUCACCAAGAAGCCGCUGCUGCAGCCGCUGCGCCACCUGGACGGGCUGGCCCAGGACUACGCCUCGGACUCCGGCUGCUUCGAUGACGACGACGCGCCGUCCCUGGCCCACGGGGCGGCUGAGCCGCCCAGCCCUGCCGUGCUCUCCCUCUUCCUGGGCAGCCCCUUUCUGCAGGGCCAGGCGCUGGCCCGCACCCUGCCGCCCCGGCGCAGUGGCCCGGAGCCAGACAAGGACAAAGAGGUGGGCGCCGAGUCGGCCGUGGCGGCCAGGGCCAAGGCGAAGCUUGCGCUGGCCGUGGCGCGGAUCGACCGGCUGGUGGAGGACAUCUCGGCCCUGCACACCUCCUCCGAUGACAGUUUCAGCCUCAGCUCCGGGGAUCCGGGGCAGGAGGCACCCCGGGAGGGCCGCGCCCAGUCCUGCUCCCCUUGCCGGGGCCCUGAUGGUGGCCGUCGGGACAGGGCCCACCCGCUGCUCCGGCUCAAGGCGGCUCACGCCAGCCUCUCCAACGACAGCCUCAAUAGCAGCAGCGCCAGCGAUGGCCACUGUCCCCGCGAGCAUGCGCGGCCCUGCCCACUGACCGCGCUGGCCGAACGCCGGGAGGCGCCAAUGCGUGGCCAAGCCCGGCCCAGUCGGCUGGACCUCAAGCCCCCGGCUGGUGGCCAGGCGGAGGCAGCCGCCCGGGACCCCCUGGCCGCUGAUGCCCAAGUCCGAACCAUCAAGCUGUCGCCCACCUACCAGCAUGUCCCGCUGCUGGACGGCGCGUCCAAGGCGGGUGCUGGGGGCCUGAACUCCAGUGGGACCCGGAAGCAGGCCUGGCUGCCAGCAGAGAGCCUGAGCCACGUCCCGGAGAAGCUGGUGGCCGAGGCGAGGCCUCUCUCUCUGUCCCGCUGCAGUUCACUGUCCUCGCUGUCUUCCGCUGGCCGUCCAGGACCCAGCGAAGCUGGGGACGUGGAGGACAGUGAUUCAUCCCUGGAGGGGCUGGAAGAGGCAGGUCCUGGGGAGGCAGAACUGGACGGGACCUGGCAAGGACAGGGGGCUGCUUCCCUCCCCCUGCCCAUCCCCCUGCCCCGGCGGGGUCGUGGCCUCGGGCUGGAGGACGCUACCCCUUCCAGCUCCUCAGAGAACUGCGUGCAGGAGACACCGCUGGUACUGAGCCGCUGCAGCUCGGUCAGCUCCCUGGGCAGCUUCGAGAGCCGCUCCAUCGCCAGCUCCAUCCCCAGCGACCCGUGCAGCGGACUGGGCAGUGGCACGGUCAGCCCCAGCGAACUGCCGGACAGCCCCGGGCAGACCAUGCCGCCCAGCCGCAGCAAGACGCCGCCGCUGGCCCCCGCCGCGCCCGCCGCCGAGCGCGAGACCACCCAGUUCAGCCUGCAGUGGGAGAGCUACGUGAAGCGCUUCCUGGACAUCGCCGACUGCCGGGAGCGCUGCCGGCUGCCCUCCGAGCUGGACGCGGGCAGCGUGCGCUUCACCGUGGAGAAGCCCGAUGAGAAUUUCUCCUGCGCAUCCAGCCUCAGCGCGCUGGCCCUGCACGAGCAUUACGUGCAGAAGGACGUGGAGCUGCGCCUGCUGCCCCCGGCCUGCCCGGAACGCGGUGGAGGUGGAGGUGGAGGCGGCGGCGGCGGCGGCGGUGGAACCCCGGCACCGCACUUCGCUGGGCACCGCCGGCGAGAGGAGGCCCGGAGUCGCCGCGAGGGACCCCCGGCGGACGCCGACCAGGAGCUGGAGCUGCUGCGGGAGUGUCUGGGCGCCGCCGUGCCCGCCCGGCUCCGCAAGGUGGCGUCAGCGCUGGUGCCCGGCCGCCGCGCGCUGCCCGUGCCCGUCUACAUGCUCGUGCCCGCGCCGGCCCGGGAGGACGACUCGGGCAGCGACUCGGCCGAGGCCGAGGGCACCCCCGUCAACUUCUCCAGCGCCGCCUCGCUGAGCGAUGAGACGCUGCAGGGGCCUCCCCGGGACGCGCCCAGCCGGCGGGCGGACCGCAAGAAACCCGCCGGCCGCGCCGCCGCCCAGUCCAGGCCGGUCUCCGGGCAGCAGCCCCGGCGCAAGGCCGGGGACGGCGCGGGGGCCCGGAGCGCGGAGCCCUCGGCGGCACGGGGGCAGGGCCGAAGCCGGGCCGGGCUGGAACUGCCGGUGUCCCGGCCCGCGAGCGCCUCCGCCGAGCGCGACGGCCCCCGCGGGGAGCGGCCUCGGGGCGACGGGGGGCUGCAGUCCCUGUGCCUGACGACGCCCACCGAGGAAGCCGUGUACUGCUUCUACGACGACUCGGACGAGGAACCAUCGCCCGCGGCGCCACCUCCGCGCCGGGCAUCCGCGAUCCCCCGGGCAGUGAAAAGAGAGCGCUCGGCCCCCAAGAAGGACGCGCCUGCCUCGGCCGCCCCCAAAGCUACUACGGCCACGGCCCCGGUGCGGGCCCAGCCCAGCCUCAUAGCGGACGAGACCCCGCCCUGCUACUCCCUCAGCUCCUCCGCCAGCUCCUUAAGCGAGCUGGAGCCCGCCGGCCGGCCUGGAGAGUGCCAGACCACGGCCACCCAGGACGCGGGUCCCGGGGACGGACGCGACGACGGGUCCCCCAGCCCUCGGGCUGAGGCCGAGCUGCUGCGGCGUUGCAUCGGCUCCGCCCUGCCCCGGCGCCGGCCCCCGGCGUCCGGCCCGCGCCGUCGGAAAGCCCGGGCUGCGGCGCGACCCGAGCAGCGGCGCGCCGAGGCGGCCCGGGACGCGGGCGACGAAGCUGCGGGCUCGGACCGCGCGUCCGACCUGGACAGUGUGGACUGGCGCGCCAUCCAGGAGGGCGCCAACUCCAUCGUCACGUGGUUGCACCAGGCGGCCGCGGCGGCCACCGCGGGCGAGGCCUCGUCCGAGUCGGAUUCCAUCCUGUCCUUCGUGUCCGGCCUCUCGGUCGGCUCCACUCUGCAGCCCUCGCCGCAGAGAAAGGGGCGCCGCCCGCGGGCGGAGGGUCGGGCCAGCGCAGCCCCGAGGCCGGACAAACGGGACACGCCGCCGGCUGCCCCGCGCGUCGCUGCCCCCCGCUCGUCCUGCGGCGCUGAGAAGCCGCGGGGUGCUCAGAAAAACGCUGCGUGCACGGUGCCGGCUGUCCUACGGGGCCGGACGGUCAUCUACGUGCCUACGACGGCUUCUCGGCCACAGACCAAGGGGGCGCCCAGCGCCCGACCCACCCAGAAGAAGGGACCCACGAGCCCAGGGCAGACAACCGCCCCCGCCAAGACGCCCGGGCCCGGCCAGCAACGGUCACGGAGCCUGCACCGGCCCGGCAAGAUCUCGGAGCUGGCGGCCCUGAGCCCCCCGCAGAGAAGCGCCACGCCGCCCGCCCGCCUGGCCAAGACUCCGUCUUCCAGCUCCUCCCAGACCUCCCCCGCCUCGCAGCCCCUGCCCCGGAAGUCGCCCCCCGCAGUCCAGGCUGCGGGACCCCUGCCCGGCCCCGGGGCGGCCCCGCUGCCCAAGACACCGGCGCGGGCGCUCGUGUCCAAACAGCAUAAAACUCAGAAAUCGCCGGUGCGGAUCCCCUUCAUGCAGAGGCCCGCCCGGCAAGGACCGUCCGCUUUGGCCAGGCCCACCCCGGAGCCGAGUCCCAGGGGCCGCCCGGGGCCAGAAGGCAGCCCUGGCGCGCGAGGGGGUCGCCUGGGGCUGGUGCGCGUCGCCUCCGCCCGCUCGAGCGGCAGCGAGUCCUCCGACCGCUCGGGCUUCCGACGGCAACUGACGUUCAUCAAGGAGUCGCCGGCCCUGCUGCGCCGCCGCCGUUCGGACCUGGCCGCGGCCGCCCCGGCGCCCACCACCCCGCAGGGCGGCUCCCCGCGCCGCGGCCGGCCGGCGCUGCCCGCCGUCUUCCUGUGCUCCUCGCGCUGCGACGAGCUGCGGGCGCCCCCGCGGCCCGCGCCCGGCGCGCAGCGCGCCCCCGCCGCCGGCCGGCCGGGCCCCGGCGAGCGGCAGCCCCGACGCACCAGCUCCGAGAGCCCCUCGCGGCUGCCGCUGCGCGCGCCGGCGCCCGAGACGGUGAAGCGCUACGCGUCGCUCCCGCACAUCAGCGUGGCCCGCGCGUCCGACGGCGCCGCGCCCCGGGCCGCCGGCGACGCCGUCCGGCGCUGCAGCGACGGCGAGGCGCGUCCGCUGCCCCGGGUGGCCUCGCCGGCCACCACGUGGCGGCGCAUCCGGGACGAGGAUGUGCCGCACAUCCUGCGCAGCACGCUGCCCGCCACCGCGCUGCCCCUGCGGGGCGCCUCGCCCGAGGAGGAGGGCCCGGCCGGCUCGCCGCCACGCAAGACCAGUGACGCCGUGGUCCAGACGGAGGACUUCGCGGCCGCCAAGACCAACUCCAGCACGUCCCCGAGCCUGGAGAGCCGGGGGCCCCCGCAGGCCCUCCCCGGAGGCCCCGCUUCUCUCCUGGGCAGCGACGUGGACGGGCCGUGCCUGGCCAAGGCGUCCCUCGCCGUCCCCUUCCUGCCCGAGGGCUCCGGGGUGCCUGCGGGGGGCUUCCCCGCCAGCCGCCACGGCUCCCCGAGCCGAUCAGCCCGCGUCCCCCCAUUCAACUACGUGCCCAGCCCCAUGGCCAUGGCGGCCGCGGACCUCGGUGUAGAGAAGGCCCCCGCCCCCGCCCGCCUCCUGGAGUAGCUGCCCGGGCUGGCUUUGCCCACCUGCUCUCAGCUCGGGGUCGCCCCCGCAACACCGGGCCCCAGGGUGGCCCCAGGGCCCGCCCUUCCACCCGGGCCCCGCCCCAGCUGGCAUCGGCCUCACAUCUCACGCGGAUUCGCUUGCUUCGGUGCCGUGGGUGCGGGAAUGGGGGGCUCCGCAAGGAAACGGGCGCGCGGGGUGCGCCUCCAGGCACGGCCUACCCCCUCUCCUCUCCAGAGCAGCGGGGAGGUGACGGUCCCUGCCCGAGGUGGGGGACGAGGCAGAGAGAGAGGGGGGUGGCGCUCCGGCGCGGCGCGCUGCCAGCCUAGGGCUGUGGCUUCCACUGGCGCGGGGAACCCGCAAUUACCGCGGCCCGGUAAUUUGUUAAUGAACGUUUAGCUGUGUCUGCGCUCCCGGUCCCAGCUGGGGGGAAAAGGAUGAGGCUGGAAAGACCGCGCCCCCCCCCUUCCCUGAGAGCCUGGAACCCCCAGGGCUGGGAGCGGGGAGGAGAAAGCAGCGUCGUGGUCGUCCCCGCCCCCCGGCGCCCCCUCUGGACCCUUUUAGAAGGAACUGCAGAGGUGGGCCUGGGGACCAAGGGGAGGGAACAGCUGAUCACAGAUGUCACUUCCUGUCCCCAACUGUCCCAGGGAGAGAGAUACUGGCUGCAGAGAACUGGGGGCAGGGGAAACCCAGAGGUAGGUGGUGGGGUAAGAAGCAGAGGUGGGAGGUGCAGUGCGGUGGGGGGCAAGGGAGUCUGGGCGGCAGCCUUCGGAGCCCCCUCCUAGGGUUUGGGACCCCACGCUACAGAAGGGUGGAGGGGGAGUCCUUGUCCACUUCAUUCUUGCAGGCGCCGUGGUCAGGGGUCCUGCCAGGCCCCUCAUUUCAGAACACCCUGGGGGUGGGUGGGGGCGCGCAAAAGCUGGCAGAGCUGCUGGUGCCAGGCGGGCAGGGGCUGGAGGCAACGCAGGGAUGGAGGCGGCCGGGAGACUAGACGGCCUGGUGAAGGCUUGGGGAUGACGCCCCCUCAUUGCACCCGCGCGUGCGCGGAGGGACCCCAGGAUGAGCGUGUCUCGCCGCAGGAAGAGCCAGCGACCUCUUUCCUGCCCGAAGCCACGUCCCGAGAGCGCCAUCUCUGGGGUCCCUGCAAGGGGCGGAGCCGGAGCAGAGCCCCCGGCCCCGAGGUGCCUCCCACGGGAAGGGGGUGACACCCCCAGAGCGGAAGUGCUUCCUCCAGCAGGACGAUGCCCGCUACACCUCCCGCGCUGUGCCAGCUCCCACCCCGAGUUGUAUCGACGCCCUCCCCCAUUCCGGGGCUGCUGGCCCCUUCCUGGGCCCGGCUGGGGGACCUGCCUUGCACUGUGAGACCUCGGACGGCACUUUUUCGCCGCUCUGUGCCUCAGUUUCCCCAUGGCUGUGGGGAGCAUCGCAGAGCUACCUCUCGGGCAGGCCCGGCAGCCUGUGUCUGGGGGAGAGGCGGGUGCGGCCGCCCCUCCCCCCCACCUCUGCCUGUCCCCGGGCGGCCGGGACUCACGCCCAGCAGCUGGUGGGGUACCAGGCCCCGGGACAGAGUCUCCACACGGCGGCCACUGGACAGUCCACUCGCGUGGUGGCUGGAUGACCCAAGUUUGGAGCCUGAGGACAUCUCAGGCGCUGCGACCAUCUACAGAGGGGACGGGAGACGCCCGGGCGAUCCACAAAGAUCCCCAAAUUCUGGACCUUGGCCUGAGGCCAAUGGACAAUCCCUCCAGCAGGGUGCUGAAUUUGGGGUGUAGCUUUACACCCCCCCACCGCCAGCCUGUCCACGUCAGGGCCACUGGCCACCCCCCGCCCCCAUGUUCCCUCUCUGCACCUCAGUAUUACCGGACACCUGUAAAUAGCGCCGCCACGUGCCGGGCCAAGAAAACGCAGAACCCUGAACCUCCAUCUGAUGGCACCUUUAAUAAACGGGGCUGCUGGCGCCCCCCCUUGG
Messenger RNA from Sorex araneus (European shrew), 9288 nucleotides. It is a transcript of the gene APC2, whose product is annotated as APC regulator of WNT signaling pathway 2. The record is from RefSeq and is a predicted model, not a curated record. The coding region runs from base 321 to 7319 and encodes 2332 amino acids. Gene Ontology annotation, molecular function: gamma-catenin binding; beta-catenin binding; microtubule binding. NCBI's taxonomy places the organism in Eukaryota, Metazoa, Chordata, Mammalia, Eulipotyphla, Soricidae. Gene Ontology annotation, biological process: positive regulation of protein catabolic process; regulation of cell differentiation; nervous system development. The transcript has 15 exons. Gene Ontology annotation, cellular component: beta-catenin destruction complex; catenin complex; cytoplasmic microtubule.